Molecule: messenger RNA, 4191 nt
Organism: Sphaeramia orbicularis (orbiculate cardinalfish)
Lineage: Eukaryota; Metazoa; Chordata; Actinopteri; Kurtiformes; Apogonidae
Gene: ppp2r2ca
Product: protein phosphatase 2, regulatory subunit B, gamma a
Exons: 10
Coding region: 566-1927 (453 amino acids)
Cellular component (GO): protein phosphatase type 2A complex
Molecular function (GO): protein binding; protein phosphatase regulator activity
Source: RefSeq, a predicted model, not a curated record
GACACAGUGGAUGCUGCACAGAAUCAGUUCCACAGCAUCAGCAGGCAACGGACCUCCAUCCUCCUCAUUAUCCCUCUCUCUUUCUCUUUUUUCUCCUCCUUUGCCUCUCCUCCUCUCACCACCGUCCUCACUCUCUCAUUUCUCCUCCUUCCCCCCUCUCUCUCUCUCUCUCUCUCUGUCACAGACACGCAGGCCUGCUCGAACACACUGCAGCAGAGGACGUGUACACGCCAGCAGGAAUAGCAGCAGCAGAGGCAGCAUCAGGCGGACGGCCUUUCCAUCCACCUCUCUCUGCCUCUUAUCUUCUACCUCCCCACUUUCCUCUUUUCUAUCCUCCUGCAUUCGAUUUCCCUCCCCUUACUCCUCUCCUCUGUUUCUCUUCCCUCUCCAUCUCUGUACUACGUCUCUUCUCCUUCCUGCUGGUUGGUUUCCCAGGAUGCCUUGCUCCAGGCCGCUACGUUAGGCCCUAGCAGCAUGGGCGGAGCCUGGGUGGGGAGAGAGAGCACGGAUUGGACCCUUCCCCUCAGGACGGGCGCGCUGGCGGGUCACCCUCCCUCAGCUUCAGAUGGGCGAGGACGCUGAGAGCCCCAAAAUUAACCACACCUUCCUGCGAGACUACGUCACUGAAGCUGAUGUCAUCUCUACUGUGGAAUUUAACCAGACAGGAGACCUCUUGGCCACAGGGGAUAAAGGUGGCCGAGUGGUCAUCUUCCAGAGAGAGACAGAGUCUAAAGGGGAGUCAGAGGAGGUGGGGGACACAGGGGACUCUGGGGAGUAUAAUGUCUACAGCACUUUCCAGAGCCACGAGCCAGACUUUGACUACUUGAAGAGUUUGGAGAUAGAAGAGAAAAUAAAUAAAAUCAGAUGGCUGCCACAGCAGAAUGCAGCACAUUUCCUCCUCUCCACCAAUGAUAAGACCAUUAAACUGUGGAAGGUGAGCGAGAGAGACAAGAGACCAGAGGGAUAUAACCUGAAAGAUGAGGAGGGACGGCUCAAGGACAUCUCUACAAUCACCUCUCUGCAGGUGCCAGUGCUGAAACCUACAGAUCUGAUGGUAGAGGUUCGACCCAGAAGGGUGUUUGCCAAUGGACACACCUACCAUGUCAACUCCAUCUCAGUCAACAGUGAUGGGGAGACGUACCUGUCUGCCGAUGACCUCCGCAUCAAUAUGUGGCACCUUGGCAUCACAGACCGCAGCUUCAACAUUGUUGACAUCAAACCAGCCAACAUGGAGGAUCUGACUGAGGUGAUAACAGCAGCAGAGUUCCACCCUCAGCACUGCCACCUGUUUGUGUACAGCAGCAGCAAGGGCACCUUACGCCUCUGUGACAUGAGAGCCUCUGCACUCUGUGACAGACACACCAAACUUUUUGAGGAACCAGAGGAUCCAGGGAGCCGGUCCUUCUUCUCAGAGAUCAUUUCCUCUGUGUCCGAUGUAAAGUUCAGCCACAGUGGACGCUACCUGCUCACUAGAGACUACCUCACCGCUAAGGUGUGGGACCUGAACAUGGACAAAGGCCCCGUGGAGACCUACCAGGUCCAUGAAUACCUCCGGAGUAAGCUGUGCUCCCUUUAUGAAAACGACUGCAUCUUUGACAAGUUUGAGUGUGUUUGGAAUAGCUCAGACAGUGUGAUCAUGACGGGGGCAUACAACAGCUUCUUCCGGAUGUUUGAUAGGGAAACUGGGAGAGGUGUAACCCUGGAAGCAUGGCGGGAGAGCAGUAAGCCUCGGGCUGUGCUUCGGACCCGUCGUGUGUAUACUGGCGGUAAGCGUCGCCGUGGAGAUGUGGGUGUUGAUAGCCUGGACUUCACCAAGAAAAUACUGCACAUGGCUUGGCAUCCAUCUGAGAACAUCAUUGCUAUAGCAGCCACAAAUAACCUGUACAUCUUCCAGGAUCGUGUUAACCCUGAGACACAGACACAGUGACGGCGAUGGGAAUGUGGACAGUGGUAAACGGAGCACUUUUGUUGUGCUGUCUAAAUUACAAAUACAGAAUCAGAUGUAUUUGGAUGUAUUGCGGAUGGUGAAGUAAGUGGACAGCAUCUAUGAGUAGUCAAAGUCAAGCUGUUUUGAAACAUCAGUUUGUGUAAAUGGACGAUUAGAAUACUGACAAAAUGAUGGGAAUGGUAAUUUAUAUGAUGUCCAAGGAAGGUGUAUAAUCUUUUUUUUUUUUCCAACGAUGAGAUGAACUGUUGUCUCUUGAUAUCCAUCAGGUCGGUUUUCGGUCUCACUCUAUCCCUACAUUACUUUUUUGCAGACAGGCAGAAGGAGAGGUGCAGGGACAUCUCUCCUUCUGCAAUGACUCAGUGCUAUUGACAACACAAUGUGGUAACCCUCACUGACCUGCUGAUCUGAUGAAAAUGAUGAUGUUUUGUGUAGCAGUGAAGACAGAAUAAUGACACUACAAAACAUAAAGGUCUGGACUGUGACAUUACCAGAGGGUGAUUGUUUCACUCUUGUGGAGUAUUGCAGUGGUGUAAUUGUACAGCUCUUCACAACACAGUUCUGAAUCUUUUUCUUCUCCUUUGGGUGAAACAGCAGCUGAGCUUCUCUUUAGAGCAGUGCUCUAGGAGAUUGCCUGCAUAAAUGCCCAUAAUCUUUUGCCCUAUUCACUUUGCAAUAAUGGCACUAACAAAACCACAGUGCAGCAGUAUUUCUGCUUUAAAACAUGAGCUGUUCUUCUACAGGUAUCACAAAUGUAUACACUCUUUUUACUGUUAGCUGUAAAUAUUUGGUGUUCCUUUUUUUAAAAAGGUGGUACCAAUUUUGGUUCCAGAGAGAUAAAAGGGUAAAAGAACCUGAGAUUUGAUUUAUUGAAGGUUGUGGAAUCGCACUCUACAAGGUGAAACUGGAUUUUUUUUUUUUUGCGUAGAACAGCACAUAUUGGUGUAGCUGGGUGUGGAGUGGCAGGGUUUGGUUGUGCACAAACAGUAAUGUUUUGUCAUGUGUUCUAGGUCUGUAUAUGGUUUGUGAUUGCUAUAUCAAGGUCCUUUCCUUGUCUAAAAUCUACAUACCUAUGUGCUAAAUGAUUGCAUUCAAGAGCGACUGCGUAUACACUUUCAUACACAUUGAAAAUCAGGCUGAUUACUGAUUAAUGGAGAAGUAGUCUGAGUCAUGUUCAGUGUAAUGCUAAAUUAAAAUGAGCAGUGUUCAUUUUAUGAUGCAUAAGCACAUUCUAAUCUUACAAUCAAGAAAAUGAUCAGUGCACAUUGUUCAUGAAUGGGGCCCCUGAUUCAGCUAAUCCAACAUAUGGUGACUAAGGUUGAGCCCAGUGUGUUUGAAAGUCAAAGGUUUUCAUCAGUGCAAUAGCUUGUUACAUACAUUGCUGAAAAUGUCUUUAACACUGAAACAAUAAUGUCAAGUCAUGCCAUGUGAAUUUAUCAUGUCACAGGUUUUCAAUAUUCUCAUACCGUAUACCUCACAGUGCCACAUGCUACUCUGGGGUGCAAAACUGAAAGUGUAAGAUGUACAGCAGUAAGGUGAUGUUUGUGAUGGACUAAAUUAUGUGAUUUAAGAUUGGAUUGUUUACAGUGAAUGCUUUGCUUUCAAGUGACCUUGGCCCGAAUGGGAUUAUUGUAAUUGAUCUGGAUGUGCAGCAGGUUGAGUAACAGAAUCAGUGCAAGUAUCAAAUCCUUUCAGAUCCAUGAAAACAUGUAGAUUGUGAUCAUCUCUGUUCCACUUGUCUGCUUCACCUCACAUCUCACUUGAUGAGUUCCAAAUUCACGAUUCACAGACAUUUAUGUUGCUGCCUCUGAGCUGAGAGUUAAUCUUCUUAUAAUGACCCCAACUAUAUUUUAGUCCCCGCUGUGAACAGGUGGUGUUGAAUGCACUCACAAAUCCGCUUAUUAAUUGAUUUUACACUAAAGCAAUAUCCAACUUGCAUCAUCACUGAUACAACAAAUCAAUCAAAGACACUGUGAUGAUGACAAGAAACAAGAAAAUGAUUUACAUUACAUGACAGGCAAGCUUUCAUCAGGCUUCAGGACUCAGUCAUCCAGCGGUGAGCAGUGAUUUGGAUCAAAUCUGCUGUAAACCUCACAGCCACCAUCACAUACAUUACAACCUGUGAGAAGAUGUGUUCAGGAGCACAGCAGCAGCAGCAUGUUGCCAUUACUCAAUGCUACUAGCGUAUAUAUCUAUCAUACUUAAAAAAAAAAAAAAAAAAAGACAAAUCUAACAAUACAAAAAAA